Molecule: messenger RNA, 2198 nt
Organism: Catharus ustulatus (Swainson's thrush)
Lineage: Eukaryota; Metazoa; Chordata; Aves; Passeriformes; Turdidae
Gene: SLC60A1
Product: major facilitator superfamily domain containing 4A
Exons: 10
Coding region: 40-1572 (510 amino acids)
Source: RefSeq, a predicted model, not a curated record
CAGCGGGGCCGCCCCGCGCCGCCGCCGCCGGGGCGCACCAUGUGGUGGGACGAGCGGGUGUCGGCGCGGUUCCGGAGGAACCUGCAGCCCACCCUCACCUACUGGAGCGUCUUCUUCAGCUUCGGCCUCUGCAUCGCCUUCCUGGGGCCCACGCUGCUGGACCUGCGCUGCCAGACCCAGAGCUCGCUCUCGCAGAUCACCUGGGUGUUCUUCUCGCAGCAGUUCUGCCUCCUGCUCGGCAGCUGCCUCGGAGGGGUCUUCAAGAGGACGCUGUCCCAGUCGCUGCUGGCCCUGUUUGCCUCGUCCCUGGCCAUCUCCCUGGUGUUUGCCAUCAUCCCUCUGUGCCACAACGUGGUGGUGCUGGCCGUGGUGAUGGCCGUGGCCGGGCUGGCCAUGGGCUGCAUCGACACCAUCUCCAACAUGCAGCUGGUCAAGAUCUACCAGAAGGACUCUGCCAUCUUCCUGCAGGCCCUGCACUUUUUUGUGGGUUUUGGGGCUCUGCUGAGCCCCCUGAUCGCCGACCCCUUCCUGUCUGACACCAACUGCAUCCUGGCCAACGGCACAGCCAACGCCUCCAGCAACCUCCCGCACAUCCGCAAGUCCCUGGUGCCGCACCACCCCGGCAACCUGUCCCACUACGAGCUGCCCAUCAAGGGCAUGGUGGUGACACGCGUGUCCUACGCCUUCUGGAUCAUGGCCCUCAUCAAUCUGCCCGUGCCCAUCGCUGUGUUCUUCCUGCUCUACAAGGAGCGCAUGGUGCCCUGCUUCAACGGCAGCAGCCACCCGCUGCUGUCAGCGGACGAGCUGGCCCUGGAGACACGGCCUGGGGACAAGGACGAGCUCUCCAGCGCUGCCCAGAGACCCCAGCAGGCUGCAGGUCACCAGGAUUUGUUCAGCUGCUGCCAAAGCAAGAAUUUCCAAGGGGCUUCCUUCACCUAUUUCGCCGUGCACAUCACCGGGGCUCUGGUUCUCUUCAUGACUGAUGGCAUCGUGGGAGAGUACUCUGGCUUCGUGUACAGCUACGCCGUGGAGGAGCCGCUGGCCGUGGUGCACAAGGUGGCCGGGUACCUGCCCAGCCUUUUCUGGGGCUUCAUCACCCUGGGCAGGCUCAUCUCCAUCCCUGUGUCCUACAGGAUGAAGCCAGCCACCAUGGUCUUCAUCAACGUGGUCGGGGUCCUCAUCACCUUCCUGCUGCUCCUGAUUUUCUCCUCCAGCGUGGUUUUCCUGUUUGUGGGCACGGCGUCCCUGGGGCUGUUCCUCAGCAGCACCUUCCCCAGCAUGCUGGCCUACACCGAGGACAUCCUGCACUACAAAGGCUGUGCCACGACCGUGCUGGUGACAGGAGCUGGCAUUGGAGAGAUGGUGCUGCAGCUGCUGGUGGGCUCGAUUAUCCAUGAUCGAGGCAGCUACAGUUUCCUGGUGUGUGGGAUGAUUUUUGGGUGCCUGGCCUUUACCUUCUAUGCCCUGCUGGUGCUUUUCCACAGGAUGUACCCCGAGCCCUCCCCAGAGCUGGACGAGGCCUCCCCCGGCAGAGCAGCAGAGCCCGAGGACACGGGGCAGUACCAGCGCUGAGCCCAGCUAAACCCGGCCUAACUAAACCGCACUCCCGAGGCUGAGCUCACUUCUCACCCACUGACCCGACAGCACAGCAGGUGGGGGAAGGCAGAACGGAGCAAACCCAGCCCAAAAUGUCCAGCUGAGCACGGGCUUGUGCCAAAAAUGAAAAGGCUGGGAGUGCCAGGCUGAGCCUGGGACAGAACGCAGGGAUUUGCACAGCGAUUCCUCCUGGAAAUGAAGAAUUUUUAUUUUUUACCUGCUCAGGACAGAGGGUGGGAAGGAAAAGCUGCUCUCUGCUCCUCACCCAAGACUGAAUGUCUCCUUGGUCACUGCAUUGAAUCAUUUUAUUUUUUGCCUGUGGUGCACAGGAUUCCCCCCUGGAAUUUACAGCACAAUCCUGGGUUUUAAAUUCAUUUUUUGUGACUCGAGUCAGCGCCACCUCCCUGGGGGAAAGUUCCAGAGUCCCUCCAGGUGCACACAGGUAGCAGGGCCUGUCUCUAUUUGCACACUUAAUUCCUGUAUAUUCCACACUCUGAACAGUGUCUUACUCAGCAUGCUCAGGCCUCUGAAAUAAUUUUAAAUGAUCAUUUGCUUUUUCUUUUUUUUUGUGUGUGUGUGGUUUAUUUUUUUUUGUUUUGUUG